GGCGCUCUGUGACGUCAUCGCCGGAAGCGGCUGCUUGCGAUCCGGGGCCUAGUCGCCGCCGCCCGGUGCCGGCCAUGAGCAAGCGGAAGGCUCCCCAGGAGAGUCCCAACGAGGGCAUCACCGACUUCCUCACGGAGCUGGCCAAUUACGAGCGCAACGUGAACCGGGCCGUUCACAAGUACAACGCGUACAGGAAAGCAGCCUCGGUUAUUUCCCGGUACCCCAGCAAGAUAAGGAGCGGGGCUGAAGCCAAGAAGCUGGAUGGAGUAGGUGCUAAAAUAGCUGAGAAGAUAGACGAGUUCUUAUCCACUGGAAAACUACGCAAAUUGGAAAAGAUUCGACAAGAUGAUACAAGUGCAUCUAUCAAUCUACUGACACGAGUUACUGGCAUUGGUCCUGCUGCUGCUAGGAAGCUUGUUGAGGAAGGAAUUAAGACGUUAGAAGAUCUAAGAAAAAAUGAGCACAAGCUGACUCAUCACCAGCGAAUUGGGUUGAAAUAUUUUGAAGAUUUUGAGAAAAGAAUCCCAAGGGAAGAAAUGCUGCAAAUGCAGGAAAUUGUGCUGGAAGAGGUAAAGAAGCUGGACCCAAACUAUAUUGCUACAGUCUGUGGCAGUUUUAGACGAGGUGCAGAGUCCAGUGGCGAUAUGGAUGUUCUCCUAACCCAUCCAAGUUUCACGUCUGAAUCAUCCAAACAGUCAAAACUUCUGCAUCAAGUUGUAGAACAACUGGAAAAAGUCCACUUUGUCACAGAUAUGCUGUCGAAAGGUGACACCAAAUUCAUGGGUGUCUGUCAGCUGCCAAAUAAAGAAGAUGGAACAGUGUAUCCACAUAGGAGAAUCGAUAUCCGGUUUAUCCCCAAAGAUCAGUAUUACUGUGGUGUACUGUAUUUCACAGGAAGUGAUAUAUUCAAUAAGAACAUGAGAGCUCAUGCUCUGGAAAUGGGCUUCACGAUCAAUGAGUAUACAAUCCGUCCCUUGGGUGUCACUGGAGUUGCUGGGGAGGCCCUGCCAGUAGAAUGUGAAAAAGACAUCUUUGACUAUAUCCAGUGGAAAUACCGAGAGCCAAAGGAUCGCAGUGAAUAAUUGCUUGUCUAGGCGGUUAGGAGUGAUCGUAGUGCUGCUCUGCUGACUAGUGUUUGACAAGAUGAACUGAAGCUGUGGUCACAGUGCUGAAAAACAUCUGGAUAUUGAGCAAUGUCACUGAGAACUAACUGGCUUGCAGAUUUUGGUUUGGAAAUGAUGUGUGCGGUAAAGCCCAGAAGCACAGACAGAGGUGCAAAAGGCAGCUUUCUCCCUCUUGACCAGCAUGUCAUCUGCCCUUCUCUCCUUUCUUCAUCUACUCUGUUGUCCACAGAUUCGUCCUAGCUUCUUUCCCUGUGACAAAGCCAUGAUCGACAUGCCCUGGCCGUGGAUUAGUGACCUUCUACCCCAGCCUCAUUCAGGAUUUCUCCUUUUAUUCAGCCCCAAAUGGCCUACUGAAAUGAUUUAAGAGAUCCAAAGAAAAUCCUAAGGUUUCCAUGUUUUCCUCUGUAAGGAACACAGAAUGCUAUGCAGUCAUGUCUGCUGAAGUGCGGUUUCUUUUAGACAAGAGCUCUCCCUUGCCAGUUCUGAACAAAUUUGUAUCUUCUUUGUGGAUGUUUCUCUUACCCAGAAGGUAAUCCUUGUUUACUGGCUAAGCAUCUAUUACAGGUUUGGUGAGGUAUGCAUAGAUUUUGUAAAUGUGGAAAUUCUUGAUGUACAUAAAAGGAUUAUUUUCUGUCUCCUCUGCACUAGCUCUGCUGAUGAGGUUGCUGUUUUAAAACAGGUGUGCUUUUCUUGUACUACAUAGUGUCUUCCCUGUAGAGUUUGUCCAGCUGAAACUGGCUGCAAGAACUUCUCUUGUGGCUUUUAAAACUACAAGGAUGUGUGCCUGUGUAGAGAUUGUUCUUACACAGUUGCCUCUGUUCUCUAUGUCUUUGAAUACAGUGCAGUUGCAUGUUUUGGAGAACUCCUUGGAAGUUCUCCAGAAUAGUUUUCCUGUGUGUCCAUUUCUCCAGUUGGGCGAGUGGGUGUGAGAGGGCUUGCAGUUCUUGUUUUAUGUGCUUGGCUCUUGGUGUAAUGGGCCCUAUGAGCGGUACAGCAAUGCAGACCACCAUCUGCAAUUGUGGUGAGCUCCUGAGAGCUUUGUGUUGCCCAAAGAAACAAAAGCAGAAAACAUUCUAUUUCUUUUCAUCUAAGAACAUCACUAUGCACGUUAACUAAAUAACUGCCAAAUUCUUGUAACAGUAAUCCCAUUUGUUAUAAUUGAGCCUAAAAGAAAAUAAUGUUGUCAUUGCAUGAGACACAUGCAUGGAGGUUAUUUUGCAGACAUAGCCUUUUGCCAGGAUGGACCUUGCUUUUAUUUACAAAGUAAUGGCAAUGCCAAUACACAGCAGUACUGUGGGUGUACCUCUGACACUACAAUUUAGUGUCAGAGGAGGCAUCUGAGAGUACAUAGCAACAUCUUUCAGAUAUGCAGUAAAAGGAAGAGGAGAAAUGGCACUGAGUUUCCCUAGAAAGCAGAGAAAGGGGAUGAGAAAUCUAACGAGAGGCUGUACAGUCUCUGAACAAUGUUGAUGCUUCACCUUGUGGCACAUUUGUCCUGGUGCCUUGAGAGAAAAAUCAAGCACCUGAUAUUCUUAAACAUUCAGAGAUUUAUACUUGCACAAAUUUUUAAAGACACACAGAUCCAUUCUCAAUGAAGGCGUAAAUGUUACUUAACUCUUUUUUUUUUUUUUUUUUGACAUCAAGCCUUGAUCCAAAAAUGUCAAGUGAUGAGGAGUAAGUGAAGUCUGGUUUUCAGCAUUUUUUUUUUCCCAAAAAAACCCCCAACAACCAAUCAGAAAAAACCCAUCCACUCAAUUUAAAUAAUAUAUUUGUCUAAUGUGCUUUUAGCAGACAACUGUUUAAUCUAGCACCAACAAUCCAACUUCUGAAGACAGAAGCCUCUUCUCUUGGUUAACAGGCCUUCUCCUGGUUAAGAGAUUGAAAUUUUGAACUGGUGUAUGCAUUUCCCCCCUCAGAACCACAUACUGGUCUGCUAGAUCUUUCUUCUGAUCUCUUUCUAGCUCUUUGUGUCUUAUGUAUGUGUAGACACCAGAAUAAGAAAGCUGGCUGUGUCCUGAAGUACUUCUAAAGAAUACCAUUUUCAGCUACUAUCUAUAUCUCCUUAUCUCUGUUCAGUGUCCUGGUGCGGUGCUGAAACUUGUGCCAAGCUGUUUCUGUGUCCUUACUUCUAAAAUCUUUCAAUACAGCCAUACGCUAAUGUCACCGUUCUCCUGUUGCAUGUGGCCAGUGUUAUGUGUUCCUAGAUAAGUCAUUGUACUGUUGGUUGCAGCUCACUAUAUUUUGUUCAACUUGCCAUUACCCAGAAGAUUUGUCCGAUUAAUUGAUGCACUCCUACCACUUCUAUAGGGCAAAUUUGCCUUUUUUUAUAUGCAAACCUGUCAGCUCUGGUUUUAUAGCUUCUCUUAAAUCAUUGUAUAAGGUAAUGAUUUUUUUGGAUGUGAGAGGAGGUCCUGUCAAGAUUGUAUUACUAGUUGCAUUUGGGACAGGGAUUCUGUUGGUUAACUUAUAACUUAACUAAUUUUAAGUAGUAAACUACUAACUUUUAUGUACUAUAGAGCAUCAGCAUGGAAUGUAUUGCUGUUACUGUAUUUUAAUACCUUGUAGGAGUAUAAGGCAAAUAUAUUACAGAAUUGCAAGCUUGUCAAGGCGAGACUAUUUUAUACAUAGUCAAAUUGACUGUUGCUAAUUAUAUGGUAUUUGUCUUGAUUUGUUAGUGAUUAGGUCCUUUGUCUGCCUUUACUGGGGGCAGAGAGGAGUUUGCAUCUGUAUUCUCAGACUGCUUAACCUGACUUGAAUCAUAAAAUGAACACGGAUGUAAUAGUUUAUUUAUUAAUUUUUCUCUGACUUAAGCCUAUGGAACAGUUACAUUUUAUAUAAUUAGCAUUGAUCAGUCUUAGCAAUGGAGAUUAUAGAUUUAUACUCUUGCUUAUCCCUUUAUUUUCUUCUGUUUUUCCUAGUGGGAGUUUAACUAUUUUCUGGGAACGUUCCCCAGCCCUAAUGCAUGCACUGGUAUAUAAGGUGACUAGAAGUUAACUUGGUACUAUGUGAAGUUUUCUGAUAAUAUAGCUGAUUUAUUCAAUGUUUUCUUCAAUAAUCAGUGGGAAUAAAUGAAGUGAAAAUUCCAUCAUAAA
This is a messenger RNA of Calidris pugnax (ruff), 4216 nucleotides long. RefSeq names its product polymerase (DNA directed), beta (gene POLB). Bases 75 to 1082 code for a protein of 335 amino acids. Gene Ontology annotation, biological process: double-strand break repair via nonhomologous end joining. Gene Ontology annotation, cellular component: nucleus. Gene Ontology annotation, molecular function: DNA-directed DNA polymerase activity; DNA binding. The transcript is spliced from 15 exons. The record is from RefSeq and is a predicted model, not a curated record. NCBI's taxonomy places the organism in Eukaryota, Metazoa, Chordata, Aves, Charadriiformes, Scolopacidae.